Messenger RNA from Pelobates cultripes (western spadefoot toad), 327 nucleotides. Lineage: Eukaryota; Metazoa; Chordata; Amphibia; Anura; Pelobatidae. The record is from the annotation of a GenBank genome assembly.
AUGGCAGAGGGGCUGAAGAAAUGGGAGAUCGCACAGCAAGUACCCCCGCCAGCGAUCAUCAACUUUGCCGCCAAGCACAGCUCACUUACAGCGGAGCCGACUUUACACGCACAUCCUGCAGCGCGGCGGCAUCGAAGAGGGAACACAGAAGACACCCAGCAACAAGCCACAAAGAGCGAUGUCCAACUACCUCUCAGGGUGCACACCAUGCUCCAGAGGCACAGAUGUGGCAGGCUUACCUUGACAGGGCUGCAGCCCAAGGGAUUCGAUAGCUACACCACAAGGCAACACCACGAGCAACAGCAGCCCCAACGAGGCAUCGGGUGA